UUGUAGCUGAUGCCUUCUCACUCUCAUGCUCAGGCUAGCAGAUCGGAGUUGUUUCUGUAUGAUGCCGAGAGUUUGGUAUCUCGUCAUCAAAGACCUGGUGUCUUCUAACGUGUGCACCUGAUUUGCUCGAGGAAGGCGUGGGUAGACUCGUACGACAAUACGAAACAACCACACGUGUUUUGUAAUUUUCAAAACGAGUCAUUUCUGUAGCAGGAGAAUAGUCGGGGAAAACGAGAGCCUCCUGUUACCUUUACCAGUAUUGGUUUGUGGUUUCUCUUCUGGCAAACCUGGAAGGGAGCUGGAAGGCUUCCGCUGCUGACAAUCCACUUUCCUCUCCAUUCGUGGCCUGGUUCGAGGUUGAGGCCGUUGCUUGGGUGCUGUGUUGUUGAUUUGCCGGGUGCACCGGCUCAGUCACACGACUCACACCUUUGAGUUUGACUGGACUGCUGCUACUGACAGUAGAUCUACUAGACUGUGAGGGUGAAGCUGUCACCCAUCCUGGCUGUAGAUCACCCUUCUGCGUCCCUUCUCACUCUCAGCUGAGCCUUCUGAAGUUGUGUGACGAAAGGUUCAGCAGGUCUACGACCGUACCCUAUUUAGCUCGAAUCUGUUGAGUUUAUGGCACUUGCUACACGUUGUGAGCCGAGCCGCAAAGUUUGAACUGAGAUCAUCGACGCUUGCUGCUAGUUCGAGUAAGCCGAGCAGCCGGUCUUCAACCAUCACCAAAACCUUAGCUUCGUUGCCUGGCCGGUUAGCCCACUCCCCAGCCGGUGCUGAGAGUGCCCAGUCGAGGUUUUACAUCAAAGCCUAGUUGCGUGAGAGAGGGAAGAGCUGAGCUGCUUCUGCACACCUGUCGAACCCAUUGAAUCUCGACGAGUACCCUCCCAUUGCAUGCCACUACACACGGCUUAGUGAGUUACUGUGCCACCGUGUAGCCGAGCUUGAAGUGGUGCUGUUCGUAUCGAGGCAGAUCACAUAGGACGACGCUCAGUCGAAUUAUUUAUUCGCCUCUAGGUGGAGAGACCUGCGUUCAUCUUCAGUGCUUGGACGCUGUACUAGCUGCUGUCAGUUGAACGAACUCUUUACCUGGCGGUAUGGCGCAGAAAUUAGCUGGCUUGAACACACACGGUCUGUGCGAUUGGCUGACGAAGAAAGGCAUAACUGACUUCGUCUCCCACAUCCAAGCAUGGAAUUACGAUGGACAACAACUUGUGGCUUUGACAGAAGAACAAAUUGUUGGUCUUGAGAUAUGCGAAGCAAGCAGAAAAAAAUUGCUCAAGGCAAUAUACCCAAACUCAAAGGCAAUGAGCGACAAAUCGGGCCUCCUUUCUCGUUUUCGGAAAAAGUCUGAUGGACCAGCAGGACAUAGUGCUCCUGGAUCUUUUGACGGUACCAAUGAUGAGAAUUAUGAUCAAGAAUGGGAUGACGAUGAGUUUGACGAUGAUUUUCACGAUGAGGAGCCCAGCACGCAUCAAGAACCGUAUCAGCAGCAGCAGGAUCAGCAACAGCAGCAUCAUCAGCAAUACCAACAGCAGCACAGUGCAAACUCCGGAUAUGAUGAUGAGCCUCUUCCACCUCCUCCUCCUUCCUUCCCAGCACAUACGCCUCCUAUACCAGGACAUGGAGCUUUGUCGGCGAAGUCAUCGAAUCCGAGGUCCGUAUUGCCACGUGCAUCAACAUCUCCCACCGGCCUCGUGCCCGUCUCAACACCUACUACGCCGCUGAUGAAUCGCGGCGAUCUGCGACAAGCGGCACCGGUCUCAUCUUCAGUUCGUCCAGGUCGGGCUACAUCGCAAAUCCAGGCUCCGACAAAUUCUGAGGACAUAUCGACCCAGAAUUACUACAAUCCCAGCAUGGAUCGUCGGCAAGCUGAAUACAUAUUGCAGCAGGCUCAAGUGGACGGUGCGUUUGUGGUACGGAAUAGCUCCAAGGUGCCUGGCGAGUACUCUAUGUCGCUAUUCUACCAAGGACACGUGCGCCACUUACGAAUUCGGCGGCGAAACGACAACAUGUUUGCCCUUGGCGAGCAAAAAAUGGGCGAAAAGUUCUUCAUCAGUGUGGUGGAGAUGGUUGCGUAUCACAAGUGCGAGCCGAUCAAUUUACAAUCCGGUGGCUUCACAGUGCUGACGUAUGGCUACAGGUGAUGAUGAUACCUGGAAAGAUGCAGUGUCUCCUGUAUGUGUCCGGUAUGCCUACUGGCCCGCAGUGCCAGAAGCAGGCAAGGCGUGUGAGCCCAGGCGUGUGCUGCUGUUGCUGCUGCUGCCGUCGCCACCACCACUUUAGCAGCAGUGGCUUUGCUGCUGCUCCACACUGUGCAGCCCCAGACCAAACACACUAGUCCUCUGUUUGUUUCGUGGGCCAAAGUCGGCUGCAGAUGCGAUUUUCGCUUGCCGGUGCUGGAUUUCUGGAUUUCGCUUUUUCCAAAUUCUGGCAUAACUUCAAUCUGCACGAGUCAACAAUGCCCCCGCCCACCCAGUACCAGCUGCUGUUGACACUACUGAAGUAUUAACCUUGCGCAUCCUUGCUUCUUCUUUUUCCUUUUUUUAUCGGUUUUGACUUGUCCCGCACACCUGGAAAUUAUAGACAGUACCUUCACAGUUCGCGGGACCUGCGAUUAUACUGCUGCGCCUCUCCCACUUUAGGACAUAGGCAACAGUGAUUGAAAUGUUUAUAAUUAUUGUGAUUGUGUGCUUUCUGAACCCUCGCUCUAACCAUUUCCGUUUUCUAUCCAGCUUCCCGGCUUAUGAUUUCAGUGCGCUGUGCGCACAUGCGCAUGUGUCCACAGCUGCUCGUUUCUCCGGUCUCUAUACCUCACUUGCCUGCUGAUUUAUUUUAGAUGUGCAUGUACUUGUCUGUGAGAGAAGGCCAUCAACCAUUAGAACUACAAAGUGCUGUUAUGUUUGAGUCAAUGUUGAAAAGUUCGAUAUCGAUAUCAUUACGUUUCUUAGUUCUUAUCCGAUUAAUUUCGUUUUUUGCGUGUUUUUAAAAGGUAGCUCAAUACCAAAAUAAUUGGUCCACCGA
This is a messenger RNA of Sycon ciliatum, 3021 nucleotides long. Its product is annotated as B-cell linker protein-like. Gene Ontology annotation, biological process: intracellular signal transduction; cell surface receptor protein tyrosine kinase signaling pathway. The transcript is spliced from 17 exons. The coding region runs from base 1095 to 2144 and encodes 349 amino acids. NCBI's taxonomy places the organism in Eukaryota, Metazoa, Porifera, Calcarea, Leucosolenida, Sycettidae. The record is from RefSeq and is a predicted model, not a curated record.